Molecule: messenger RNA, 4793 nt
Organism: Closterium sp. NIES-67
Lineage: Eukaryota; Viridiplantae; Streptophyta; Zygnematophyceae; Desmidiales; Closteriaceae
Source: the annotation of a GenBank genome assembly
GUUUUCGGCCAAUGGGUGAAGCCGAGCAGAUCAAGCUCCCUCUUCCGUGUUCAGUUUCUCGAAACCCCAACGCCCUUCCUGCUUUCUGUCAGGGUUCCAUCGGCCUUCUCCCUUUCCCAGUGUCAGAUCGGCAAGACUGUUCCACUUCCUCCUGGUUACCCGCAGACGUCCCAGCUCCCAACAGCUCUUACCGUUUCGUAACAGCUAGGCAGCAACCCUCCCCACUCCAUCUUGAACCCAUCGUAGACUUGAGUUACGAGUGCACAACCCCGUCAGACGAACCAGGGAAGAUGGCAGAAAAGGAACCCGACGAAUUGCCAUGUAAGGAAGGCUCGUCCGAGGAUGACGACGUCGUGGAAGUGCCGCUAGAAGCGCCGGCAGACGCGACAGCGGCCGGCACGGCGGAUGUCGCGGAGCCCAGUGCUGACGCGGAAAAUGUCACAACCGCGAGCGAGGAGCCAGAUGCGGGCCCCGGUGGUGAGGCUCCGAAGGAUUCCGAAGCAGAGGCGGCAGGAGACGGUGCGACAAAGGAGGACGCGGCAGCAGGGGCGACUGAGCUGGCGAACCAAGAAGGAGCGAACGACGGUGGAGCGGAAGUGGAAGGCGGAGCAGAGGCGGAGAAGGCGCAAGCGGCGUCGGAUAAAGCGCAAGCGCAGGCUGAUGCGACUGAAACGAUGCAGCCCAGUCCGGCUGCAGGGGAGAAGGCGGAAGGGGACUCGCCUGCCACCGUUGCGCAGGCUGCUCCCGCGGCGCCAGUCGCUUCCCCGGCGGGAGCUGUUCCGCCAGCAACCCCUGCCGCUCCCGUUCCCGCGGGAGCUGCUCCCGCGCAAGACGUUGCGCCUAGUCCGGCCUCGACUACGCCCGUCGUUCCGCCAGCGCCCGGUGCGUCUCAACCGGCACCAUCCUCCGCUCCCGCCGCUGCCGCAUCUCUCGCAAGUAUCGAUGCGCAGAUCCAAGCGGUGCGCGACAUGCCGAACCCUCUGGGACCGGGGCCCUCUGGAAGCAAACCGGCAACUCCCGCACCAGACACUGCGAAAGCAGCUGCUGCGCAGCCAGCAGCGGCAAGCACAGCGGCGGCAGGCGCUGCAGCAGCUGCGCCAGCAUCCGGCGCAGCAGGAGGCGCAGUUCCGGAAACAGUCGAUCUGGAGGACGACGACGAAGACGAGGAGACGGACAACAGCGCCUUGAACGCGAUCCUCUCCGUACCGCCGAAGGAGCUCGAAACCGCCGUGGAGAAGCUCCUCUACAUCCACAUGCGGCCGCGCCUGCCCGGCGCUGACGACAACGACGCGAUCGCGCCGCAGACCCUGGCGGCGCUGGAGACGGGCGUGAAGUGGGUGCUGAAGCGGCAGCGCGCGACGGCGUCCGUGGAGCAGUGCGUGCGGCUGGCCUCGGCGCUGCUGCUGGACUCGCAGCAGGGGAAGCGCGGGCGGCCGCGCAAGUACUUCUUGGAAGCGGAGGUUAACGUGGCGCUGGCGGCAGUCAGCGCGUGGCUGGAGCGGCGCAGGCAGCAAGAGGGAGGGGGGGUGGGAGGGGGAGAAGGAGUGGGGACUAAACCAGCAGCGGCGACUGCAGGAGCUGCAGGAGGGGCGGGAGUUCCUGGGCCGGCAAAGCAGCUGCUGGCACAACAGUAUCAGCAGCAGCAGCAACAGAAGCAGCAGAAGCAGCAGCAGCAGCAGCAGCAGCCACGGCCGCAGGCGCAGGCGCAGCUGCAGCCUCAGCCGCAGCUGCAGCCCCAGCAAGUGAGUUGGUUGAGGCCUCCUGUUCUGCCGCCUGCGCCCGUGCCAGGAACGUCCUUCGCACAGGUUCUCGGACCUCGGCGCAUUGCUCCUGCGGGCGGGCUUUUGCCAGCAGUGCCCCUCGCGCAGCAGCAGCAGCUGGCGCUGCAGCAACAGCAGCAACAGCAGCAACAGCAGCAACAGCAGCAAUUGCAGCAGCAACAACAGCAAUUGCAGCAGCAGCAGCAGCAACUUCAGCAGCAAGGGCAACAGCAGUCGAGUCUAUUGACCAUGCCCUCGCUACACACGCUGUUAGAUCGCCCCACUGACUCGGCUGGCUACCGCUCCCGCCGCGUCCCCCCAGCCUCCACGUUCCCCGCACCUGCAGGCCCCGCACCUGUCACCGCAGGGGCGGCACCUCCGGACGCAUGGCAGAGAGCGCAGGUGGGCGGGCUGGGGUCGAGGCAGCGACAGGGGAAGGCCGCGUGGGAGGGCAUGCAGGGGUUGAAUCCGCCACCCGCGGGGCCAGGAGCAGAGCUGGAGGGAGGGCGCGGGUCGCGGAUGGGAGAGGCGCAGGGGUUGACUCAAGCGCAGGGACAGGGAGCAGCGGACGCACCGACGAAGGGCUACGUCUUGGGGCUGAAGGCGCCUGAUAGGGGCACGGUCGCGCAGGGGCAAGGGCCGGUAGAGGUGCCGGUUCAGGCGUCGGGCAAGGGACCAUCCCUGGGAACGGGGCGGGGAACACGGCGAGGCGAAGUGGAGGCUGCUGGCACGCAGAAGGCGCAGCAGCAGCCGCCACAGCUGCAAAUUGUGGUGAAUCUGCCGGCCCCUGCACUGGGCAGGGGCGUGUCAGUGCACAAGUUCUACCUGCCGGCGAUAGAGCGUGGAGGAGACGCUGGCAGGAACAAGUUCGACCGGGAGUGCAACACCAUUCUGGCCUUCCUGCACAAGCUCUUCCCCCACCUGUGUGGGAUCUGCAAGGCCGUCGUGCAGGGGGGCCCGUUUGUGGAGGGGCAGGCGCAGGGGCAGCUUGGGGGGUACGAGGUGGGGGAUGUGGCCAAGGGGAGGGAGCGCGGCGUGCUGGUGCGCGCGCCCAGCAACUGGAGGAAUGCAGGCGACGCCUCGUGGGCAGCAGAGCACAACCGGCAGCAGCAGGGCCCAAAGAAGCGGCGGCUGGUGUUUGUGGGCUGGCAGGCGUUUGCUCAGACGGAGCGGGGGGCGGUGGACGUGGGGAUUCACAUCGAGGACACCGAUACAAUCAGGUCGCUCCUCGCCAAGAAGCGCCGCCUGCAGCAUUUCGCCCGAGACAGAGUCUCCGACGUCCGAACCUUGAAAGUAAGGCUCUCCGAGGCUCGGGUGCAGGUUCGGUCGCUGAAGGAGCAGGUUCGGGAUCUCCAAGUGCAGCUGAAGGCUGCUAAGGACAGAGCAGGGAAGGAGCACGGGUGGGGGAGGGGACGAGGGGAGCGGGCAGCAGAGGAUGGGCAGAAAGAAUUGCAGCGGCGGCUUAAGAAGCUGAGAGCCAGGACUGGUAACCGUCCAGUCAGCGCUGCUGACGUCGCAAUGCUCGAUCUGAUGUCAGAUGAUGACGAUGAUGACGAGGACGACGAUGCCACGGCAGGAGGAGAGGGGGCGGCAGCGGGGGGGCCGGGAGAGGAGGAAGUGGAUGCGGCGAUCGGGGUGGAGCUGUGGAUACCGGAGUUGGACGAGGCGGAUGAGGAGACGGUGAAUGAGCUCCUGGAGAACAUAGAAGUCAUGCCUGAUGCGCCCCCUGUGCCAGCGGGCGCAGCCGCACUACCCACUGAUGCUGCAGCUCCAAUCCCUGCUGCACUUUUUCCUGCUGACACGACUCCCAUGGCGACUCCCACACGCACGCCCACAGCUGCUGCUGCUGCUCCUGCCUCAGCAGGCCGGGCCAUCUCGCCUCUCCUGCUGCAGCUGCUGCAGCGCUCCUCGCGCCCCAUGUCCACCAGAACCACAAAGCCCUCGCGCUCCUCUGCUGCCGCUGCCCAGCCUCGCAACCCCAUCCUCCCCACCGUUCCCCGUCACUCUUCCAACGCAGCCUUGCUUGCAGCGGCGUCCGGUCAAAUCCCCACUCCUGCCUCCUCCCCCGCGGCUCCCCAGUCAGGCAGCCCCAUUUCCCCUGAGUUUGGUGCUGCUGGGGAGUCCCCUGAGGGCUCCGGGCGCCCCUCUUUAGGCGUGUGGGAGCGCAUCCAGCUGCGGAGGAAGAGGGCGCGGGAGGGCCUGACAGGGGAGCUGGAGGAUCGUGGGCCGCAGAUGGAGAGAGGGGGGAUGCAGCAGCAGGGAGCAGGGGGGCGCGGGGGCAUGCUCACACGCCCUGUGCUGGCGUCAGCAGGACCAGCAGUAUCCACAUUCAGAAAGAGGCGGCGCGUGGGGCAGGAGGACCCGGUGUUUGGGUACGUGGGGCUGCGGCCUCGCGGGCGCGAGCGGGACAUUCUGUUCUGGUUUCGGUCGGCAGAGCGGCGCAAGCUGAGCCGGUUCAACUCACGGCUGGAGAAACGGAUGCAGAAGGCCACGCUGCAGAGGCGCGCGUGGCGCAGAGGAGGGGAGGAGGAGGGGGGUGGUGGGGAGGAAGGGGAAGAUGGUGAGGAGGAGCAAGGGGCGGAUGAGGGUGGGGAUGAGGAGGAAGAGGGGGGGGGAGAGGGGGAGGAUGCUGGUGGGGAAAUUGGAGAGGAUGCCGGGGCGGGUGGUGGAGGGGCUCUAACGAUUUUAUCGAGUGAGGAGGAAGAGGAUGGAGGCGGUGGUGGAGAGACGGAUUAGCUCAUGCCGUCAGCAGUGGCUGUGGGUUUAGGUUGCAUGACUGGCAAGGGUUCUUCAAAAGGUAGGACAGCUAAAUGCCUCCUGCAAAAAACAUUCAAGACUAAUUUGACUGAAGAAAGAAUUGGCAACAUGAUAUCAGUGGACAUACCUUCAUCGAUUCUUCCCGAGUGGUAGAAUCUGCUGCACGAAGUUGUAAUUACUUUACUGCAGAUGGUUCGAUGUGCACAUGAAAUACGCCCAGUAUUAACCCUUAGAGCGUGUUCAAAGUAACCCGACGCGGGUGAAAAUCCGACGUCG